Molecule: messenger RNA, 2235 nt
Organism: Penicillium odoratum
Lineage: Eukaryota; Fungi; Ascomycota; Eurotiomycetes; Eurotiales; Aspergillaceae
Exons: 6
Coding region: 1-2235 (744 amino acids)
Cellular component (GO): cytoplasm
Molecular function (GO): glycosyltransferase activity
Source: RefSeq, a predicted model, not a curated record
AUGGCUGCCGAACAGGAGAGCGUUUAUUGCACGCUCUUGCUGAGCGAUAACUACUUGCCAGGAGCUAUGGUACUGGCGCAUUCCCUGCGCGACAAUGGCACGACAGCUAAGCUGGUUGCGCUCUUUACACCGAGUGCACUCCGGUCAGAGACGAUUGAUGAGCUUCGGACAGUUUAUGACGAGCUCAUCCCGGUUCAUUCGAUAGUGAAUGGCACACCCGCAAACUUAUGGCUUAUGGACCGACCGGAUCUGAUUGCGACAUUCACAAAAAUCGAGCUCUGGCGCCUGACACAGUACGAAAGGAUCAUCUACAUCGAUUGCGACGUCGUGGCUCUUCGUGCACCGGACGAGCUAUUCUCCCUGGAUGUGAACUUUGCCGCUGCUCCCGAUGUAGGCUGGCCUGAUUGUUUCAAUAGUGGGCUCAUGGUUCUCCGCCCUAAUAUGCAGGACUAUUUCUCUCUGAAGGCGCUGGCAGAGCGGGGCAUUAGCUUUGAUGGAGCUGACCAGGGAUUGUUGAAUAUGCACUUCCGGGACUGGCAUAGGCUGAGCUUCACGUAUAACUGCACGCCCAGUGCGAACUAUCAGUACAUCCCUGCAUACAAGCAUUUUCAGAGUACCAUCAGCCUCAUCCAUUUCAUUGGUUCGCAAAAGCCGUGGAACAUGCCCAGACAGGUUGUCCCGCUGGAGUCGCCAUAUAACCAGCUUUUGAACAAAUGGUGGUCGGUGUACGAUAGACAUUACCAUUCUCCUUUUGUCUCCUACUCGUUACCAAGAAGCACUACCCAGGCCUCACAAGCUUCAAGUCACCCCCUGACGGCCCGUUUAGCAGACCAGUCAGAAUCAUUUCCGACUCGUUAUGAACAACGGUCUGAACCUCAACAUUUCCAUGGUGAGGAUCAAAGUGUGCCAGCUUUGGAAUCAUCCGAGUCGGUGCAGGGGCAUUACGCACAGCCACACCAGGAUCACCAUGUAGCGACUCAGGAUUCAAUUGCCACCCAGGUUCCAGUAUUGAGUGCUGUCCCGCAGUAUGUUCGCGGAGAAGAACAAUAUUCGACAUUUAUACCACCCCUUCAAUAUGCCCCCGCGCCGAUGGUUCAUGUGCACCAGGAGUCUCACAAAGCACAGCCUGAAGUCCAACAAAAGCAGCACGAGCAGCAUCAUCACCAGCAUGGUCAACAACACGACCACCAACACCAACACCAGCACCACCAGCCAUCCGAUCAAGGAGAAAGCCACAUACACCAACCCCAACCUGUAGCACCCCCACCAGUUGUGGAGCAUUGGCAAACAGCCUCUUCGCCGGAGCCUGAAGUUCCACAUUUCCAAGCACCAAAGGCAGAAUGGGAUGCCUCACGAGAACCACCGCCACUCAACACUCGGCCCGAGGGUAUUAGUCUGGAGCAAAAGACAUACACCAUGUCCCAGGACACCACCCUGUUUCAACCCCCUCCAUCGUAUCCUGAAGCCCCCAAGAAUAUGUAUUACCAAGUUCCUGAGUCGAAGCCCGAGCCCGAAAGGGUUACGAAGAUCUUCCCUUGGGAGAAUCACGCGCCCAGGCCAACCAGAGUUUUUACAGAGCCGGCUGCUCCUCGUACUCCAUCUCCAGAACCUCAGCCGUCUUUACCCCAGCCACACAACGAGCCUCCUUCUAUUGAACGUCCUCAAUCGCCGCCACAAUCACAAACCCUCUCACCCCAACCAGUAUAUGAGCCAUACCAGCCUUCCGCAGAGACCUACGAACAAUAUUCUCGUUCCAAUGCCUGGGAUGAACACCCGGAUAUUCAGCGUUACAUGGAUUCUCUUCAACAGGCUCGCCGUGGAAAGCCUCAGGUAAUAUCCGGCUCUGCGCAGGAAGGCUCAAGCCAUAGUAGAAGUACCAGUAUGAGCACAAGCCAGUUCUCAUCUUCUUCAGCCACAACUAUCACAUCUGGGCGGCGACCAAGCAUGAAGCUAACCGAUUUCCCCACGGAAAUCGAACGGCCCAGUCUCCCGGUGACCCCGGCGCCAAUCCAUCGUGUCCGGGGUCUGGAAAGUGACGGCGAUGAUACAUCCACCCUCCCUACUGCAGAGGGGGUUCCGGACCAAGAGGAAUGGGUGGGUGUCACGGUUGAUGCGUUCUCUCAAAUCCUCCGGGCAACGUACUUAUUGUGGCGAUUUACAGAAUCCCCAGGAGCGGCUCGAAGAACUCCGUCGUCGACAAUCCGCAGCCUUAGAGGAUCCGGAGCUCUUGUUUAG